Enterospora canceri is the source of this 210-nucleotide messenger RNA. Lineage: Eukaryota; Fungi; Microsporidia; Enterocytozoonidae. The record is from the annotation of a GenBank genome assembly.
AUGCUCAAUGAACAAAGUAUUGGUUGUUUAGGCAGCAUAAAUACGCCGGUAUUAUUGUGUGAUUCCAUGUUUAGAAGCAUUCCAGAUCUUGUUUUGGAUGGAGUCGGAAGAUUCAUGAGGGACUUUGAGAUCGGAGUUUACAACAGGUUUGAGGAGGAGGCAACUGCAAUCGAUGCCUACACGGUUGCAAAUGUACAUAAUUAUUUUUAG